GCCCUUCUUUCCUGACACAUUACCUGGCUCCAAACCGCCAGGAAAUUAGAGAACCCAAGGGCAGAGUCCAGCAUGUGGGCCUACCUGUCCUUGCUGCCAGUCUUCCUAGCUCUAUGGGCUAUUGCUGGUGUCUGGAUUGUUUUUGCAAUUGCUGUGGCCAACAGGACUGUGGAUCUCACGAAAGGCUUCCCCUACAUCAGUUACUGUGGGUCUUACGCCCCUCAGAGCUGCAUUUUCAGCCAAAUCCUCAACACAGGAGCUGCUCUAGCUGUUUGGAUCUGCAUUGUGCGUUAUCACCAGCUCCGGGACUGGGGCGUCAAAACGUGGCAUAACCAGCUGAUCCUGUGGUCGGGGCUCCUCUGUGCUCUGGGGACAUCCAUAGUAGGCAACUUUCAGGAAAAGAAUCAGAAACCUACACACCUGGUUGGGGCCUUCUUUGCUUUCACCCUGGGCAACCUCUACUUCUGGCUGCAGUUCAUUCUGUCCUGGUGGAUGAAGGGCCUGCCCCAACCAGGGCCCCGCUGGAUGGGACCUCUGCGUCUGAGUCUCUGCAGCCUCUCCACCAUCCUCAUCGUGGCCAUGAUCGUCCUCAACUUCCACAAUCUGCGCUCUGCCUCUGCAGCCUGUGAGUGGGCUGUGGCCAUGUUACUCUUCAUGCUGUUUGGCUUCUUUGCUGUGGACUUCUCCAGCCUGCGAGGCUGUGCCCUGCACCUUAAGUCCAGGCUGGACUCCAGCCCCCCACCAGCUUCCCCAGUGACCCCGGAGAUCCAGCUGUCAGAGACGCUCUGACUGGGCUUCAUUCUAGUGGUAGAGGAACAAAGAAGUGGCCAACCCGGUUCACCCUACAGUGAACUACGGAGGACUGAGAUGGACCUUCUAAUGGACACAUGGCAAGGGGGAACUUGUGCUA
Messenger RNA from Nannospalax galili (Upper Galilee mountains blind mole rat), 910 nucleotides. RefSeq names its product transmembrane protein 150B (gene Tmem150b). NCBI's taxonomy places the organism in Eukaryota, Metazoa, Chordata, Mammalia, Rodentia, Spalacidae. Bases 73 to 789 code for a protein of 238 amino acids. The record is from RefSeq and is a predicted model, not a curated record. The transcript has 7 exons.